Molecule: messenger RNA, 351 nt
Organism: Pisolithus orientalis
Lineage: Eukaryota; Fungi; Basidiomycota; Agaricomycetes; Boletales; Pisolithaceae
Product: ribosomal protein L34Ae
Exons: 3
Coding region: 1-351 (116 amino acids)
Biological process (GO): translation
Cellular component (GO): ribosome
Molecular function (GO): structural constituent of ribosome
Source: RefSeq, a predicted model, not a curated record
AUGGCCCAACGUGUGACCCUCCGUAAACGCCAGCCCUACAACACCACCUCCAACCGCCGGCGUGUGGUCAAGACUCCCGGUGGCCGUCUCGUUUACCACCACCUCAAGAAGAUCCCCACACAACCCAAAUGCGGUGAUUGCGGGAUCGGUCUCCCAGGUGUACCUGCUCUCCGGCCGCGCCAAUACGCUACCGUCUCGAAACGCAUAAAGACUGUCCGACGGGCAUACGGUGGCUCGCGGUGUGGUGACUGUGUCAAAUCUCGCAUUCUGCGGGCAUUUUUGGUCGAGGAAGCCAAGAUAGUGAAGAAGGUCAUCAAGAGCCAACAGCAACAGAAGGUUGCUCAGAAGUAA